Messenger RNA from Pezoporus flaviventris, 3219 nucleotides. Its product is annotated as mothers against decapentaplegic homolog 2. The record is from RefSeq and is a predicted model, not a curated record. Gene Ontology annotation, molecular function: RNA polymerase II cis-regulatory region sequence-specific DNA binding; I-SMAD binding; DNA-binding transcription factor activity, RNA polymerase II-specific. The coding region runs from base 79 to 1482 and encodes 467 amino acids. NCBI's taxonomy places the organism in Eukaryota, Metazoa, Chordata, Aves, Psittaciformes, Psittacidae. Gene Ontology annotation, biological process: anatomical structure morphogenesis; transforming growth factor beta receptor signaling pathway; regulation of transcription by RNA polymerase II. The transcript has 11 exons. Gene Ontology annotation, cellular component: heteromeric SMAD protein complex.
GUGCAGCUUGCUGAGAAAAAGGGAUCAGACAAGAAUCUCCAAUUUAUUCCUUGCUGAGAGUUCCAUCUGGUAAAAGUCAUGUCAUCCAUUUUGCCAUUUACUCCACCAGUUGUGAAAAGACUUCUGGGGUGGAAAAAAUCUGCUGGUAGCUCUGGAGGGGCUGGUGGUGGUGAGCAGAAUGGUCAGGAGGAAAAGUGGUGUGAAAAAGCAGUGAAAAGCUUGGUCAAGAAGCUCAAGAAAACAGGACAGCUGGAUGAGCUGGAGAAGGCCAUUACCACCCAGAACUGCAAUACAAAUUGUGUGACAAUACCAAGCACUUGCUCUGAAAUUUGGGGACUGAGUACACCAAACACGAUAGAUCAGUGGGAUACAGCAGGCCUUUACAGCUUCUGUGAACAAACCAGAUCCCUCGAUGGCCGUCUGCAGGUAUCUCAUCGUAAAGGAUUACCGCAUGUUAUUUACUGUCGUUUGUGGCGCUGGCCAGAUCUUCACAGCCACCAUGAACUUAAAGCAAUUGAAAACUGUGAAUAUGCUUUUAAUCUUAAAAAGGAUGAAGUAUGUGUAAACCCUUAUCACUACCAGAGAGUGGAGACACCAGUCUUGCCUCCUGUACUAGUGCCGCGGCACACUGAGAUUCUAACAGAACUUCCACCUCUGGAUGACUACACCCAUUCCAUUCCUGAAAACACUAACUUUCCGGCUGGAAUUGAACCACAGAGCAAUUACAUACCAGAAACACCACCUCCAGGAUAUAUCAGUGAAGAUGGAGAAACAAGUGACCAACAGUUGAACCAAAGCAUGGAUACAGGAUCUCCAGCAGAGCUGUCUCCUAAUAAUCUCUCCCCAGUUAAUCAUAGCCUGGACUUGCAGCCAGUUACUUACUCAGAGCCUGCAUUCUGGUGUUCAAUAGCAUAUUAUGAAUUGAAUCAAAGAGUGGGAGAAACCUUUCAUGCAUCACAGCCUUCCCUGACUGUAGAUGGCUUUACAGAUCCAUCAAAUUCAGAGCGGUUUUGUCUAGGUCUGCUUUCCAAUGUGAACAGAAAUGCUACGGUGGAAAUGACAAGGCGACAUAUAGGAAGGGGAGUGCGUCUCUAUUAUAUUGGUGGAGAAGUUUUUGCUGAGUGCCUAAGUGAUAGCGCGAUUUUUGUUCAGAGCCCCAACUGUAAUCAAAGAUACGGCUGGCAUCCUGCAACUGUGUGCAAAAUUCCUCCAGGAUGCAAUCUAAAAAUCUUUAACAACCAGGAAUUUGCUGCUCUUCUGGCUCAAUCUGUGAAUCAGGGUUUUGAAGCAGUUUAUCAACUUACUAGGAUGUGUACCAUAAGAAUGAGUUUUGUUAAAGGAUGGGGAGCUGAAUACCGGCGGCAAACAGUAACAAGCACUCCCUGCUGGAUUGAACUUCAUCUGAAUGGACCUCUGCAAUGGUUGGACAAAGUACUGACUCAGAUGGGCUCCCCUUCAGUACGCUGCUCCAGCAUGUCGUAAACCUCCUUCCUCCAUUACCAGUGGGAUAAAUACCCAGUCCAAUUACUAGACUUAAUAUAAUAGCUAUCAUAGUAUUUGUGUGUGAUCCCCAUGAACUGUUUGCUAUCAAAAAAAGGUUUUGUUGUUUUUUUUUGGGGGGGAGUUGCCUUUUUUUUUUAAAGGCACUUGAGGUCUCAUCAAUUAAAGCACCUUGUAGAUUUUGUUUCCUGUACUCUGAUACUACAUGAAAAUUUAGUGUAUAGAAAUGCCUUCUUCAGAAAGAAGGGUCAGUUCUAAAGACUGGUGUUUUUAUUGGGUAUAUAAUUGAGUGUCCUAAUAGUUUAUCAAUAACAUGAACAGCUAAGUAUAUGUGCAGGUAAUGAUCUUGAAUAUCACAGUAUUUUGCUGGAAUACAUUUUAGUUCCCAUAAAUAGUUAUUUGGGUUUUGAUUGGGGCAAAAAUUCCAAGAUUCCUUUAUUCUUUUAUAUUUUUUUAAUAUAAUCAGGUUUUCAAGUUGUCCUAAACAUAAAAAGCAGACUUGUAGAAAAGCUUAACUUUUUGCUGCCUUCUUAAAGAAAAUACCUCCAUUGGAAGGGAAAAAAAUGUCUGAAGAUUCAUCUGUGAAAUCUUAAGCCACUUUAUAUACUUAAUGGGGCCUAAAAUGAAUUCAUAUUGUAAAUUCUGAGUAUCCAUCACAUUAGGAGUCUACUUUUCCCUACCCAUCUCAGUUGAUGCAUCUGUUGCCAGCAGCGUUGCUGGUACUGAUGUAAUUCGGGACUUUUGUACCUUGAAUCAUUGAAAUCAGCUUUUUUUUCUUAUGGAAUGAGAAUUUACUAUAGCAUUGGAUACCAGAUUAAGUAUGCAAGGGUGUUGGUUUACCCUUAAAUCUGUAUCUUUUUUUAUUAAACAUAUAUCACUAAAAAUAAUGGGGUUUAGUGUUUGGAGCCAAAUACCUUGAAACAUCCUUUCCUAGUGUAAACUAGACUCUUUUGUAUAGGAUUUAAAUAGAUGCAGCUUCUUAACAUAUUUCAGUAACAGAAUUUAAAUUUCUGAUCAGAGUAGCUUUAUAUAGCUUGCUUACAUACCAGAUCAUAUGCAUUCAUUAUGUCAUAAUGGGCCUUGUUAUUAAAAGUAGUUGCUUCUGCAAAACCUGUAGGAUAGUGGUUGCUGAUCAGCAAAGGAAGACUUCUAGGUUCUUUGUGACAGCGCAUGUUAUUGUGAACACUUUGGACACUACAGCUGCACUAUAUUAAAAAUAUUAUGAAAUAUGUUCAAAUAAGUCUGGGUUGGGGAACGGUUGGGAAACUCCAUAGAAGAGUUAUUCUGACCUGAAAAAUAUACAUUUUACAUCUAGGUGUCUGUUGUACUUUUUUUAUUGUGGCAGUAGCAGGAUUGCCUUUGUUUUCCCCAUUGCUGCAUCCAUUGCACCAACACUGUACUUUGCAAGUACAGCUAGUAAUAUCUUAGCUUUGAGAACAAAAAUGUGGCCAGUGUUACAGAUUCUAGUCAGUGGACCAAACUGAUGAUAGUGGUGGACAUUUUUAUGCGAUAAUGACUGGGGCAUAGAAGCAAUACCAAAAAUUAAGCCUUGAAAAAGUGAGCCAGACACCUUUUAAAAAAUUGACAAAGCAGUUACCAUUUUGUGCUUAAUUUUACCAGUAGACUAUUUCAUUGGUAGAACUUGUGAACCUAAGAAAUAAGCUUCAUGUCUGUUGCAUUUGCCUAAUGUGAAUACACUAAUAAAGGUUUUAAUUCUCA